AGUAUAGUGUAUCUUUAUAACUAGUAAACAAACACAAUUAUUGAUUUCAGAUAUUAGUACUAUACAUGCCUUCGUAGUCACGUAAAUUUGAUUUAAAAUAUCGUGAAGGGAAGGGAAUAUUCGUUUUCGUAAAGAUGUGCACGAUGCUUGCAACUUUAACUAGUCAGACAGUAUUUAUCCCGCGGGAAAUCAUGUAUUUUAGUAGAAAUAUAUCGCGAUUUUAUCACAGUCGUCAAAAAUUAUGUUGCGUGGAUAAUUUUCUGUUAGGAAAGCAUUCUUUAUUUUCGUUUCUUGUUGAUACGUGGAGUAUACCGAGGACAUGUUAUAGCGCGGGAAGCAAAAUAAAUUUUCCUGAAUCCUUAACGAAGGAAAAGGCAAAAGAAGUAGCUUCUAAGCUUACCUCGGAAGAACGAGAUCUGUUUUUAAAAGUUCUUGAAGAAUGUAAAUCAGAAGAGGAUAGAGCUGGAUAUCAACACCAAUUAGCUGCUUUUCGAUGGUGUAAUAAACUUGGACGACCUAGCAAAAUAUCAUUAGGGGAUAUGGAUCCUACAGGCACUUAUUGUCCUGUACCAGAAGAUUGGUUUAUGCGCAAGUAUGAGCCACACUUAGCUGAAACUGUUCCAGAACCAACUACAAAAGAUCUAGUAUUAGUUGCAAUUUCAAAUGCAAUUCCAUUCAUUGGCUUUGGCUUUCUUGACAACUUCAUCAUGAUUGUUGCUGGAGAUCAAAUUGAAAUAAUAUUGAAUAAAAAAUUUCCAAUAUCGACUAUGGCAGCUGCCGCGUUAGGAAAUACGAUAUCUGAUAUAAUAGGAAUUGGGUCUGUACAUUAUGUAGAACGUUUUGCUCAAAGUAUUGGUUUUAAAGCACCAAAACUUACUCCCAUGCAGUUAAAUCUACAUAGAACAAAAGCAGCCGCUAAUUUGGGACGUGUUAUCGGAGUUACAAUUGGCUGCAUUAUCGGGAUGACACCUAUUCCUAUUUUUUCCUAUUUUCAUAACGGUGGUUGAAAUUAUAAAUAUUAAACGCUUAAAAACCUUUACUAUUAUUACAAUAUUUACUUUUUAUAGUAAAUUGACAUACAAUAGUAGAGAAAAAAUUAUCAACUUACGAUAUACUCAAGACCAAAUUUCGUAAUUAUUUGCAACAUUAAUGUAUGACAAUCAUAGCGUUUAUGUAAUAUUGUGUAAUUUCUGUACAAUGAAUGUAUUUAAUGUAUACAUAAUGUAUAAA
Messenger RNA from Bombus pascuorum, 1230 nucleotides. RefSeq lists its product as uncharacterized. Lineage: Eukaryota; Metazoa; Arthropoda; Insecta; Hymenoptera; Apidae. The transcript has 7 exons. The coding region runs from base 135 to 1007 and encodes 290 amino acids. The record is from RefSeq and is a predicted model, not a curated record. Gene Ontology annotation, cellular component: mitochondrion.